Molecule: messenger RNA, 258 nt
Organism: Blepharisma stoltei
Lineage: Eukaryota; Ciliophora; Heterotrichea; Heterotrichida; Blepharismidae
Source: the annotation of a GenBank genome assembly
AUGGAUCUACUUAAUUCUCAAAUUAUCAAAAUAAAUCAAGACCUCAGCAAAAUUAAUGAAGCUCAAAAAAUCCUUAAAGAGCUAAGGGAGAACAGACCUGAAAUUUUAAAUAGAGGAAAUGACCCAGAUUUAGAGCAAGACGUUAGGAGAAUCCUCUCAGGUUCUGAUGAGGAAGAAGAAACUAAAAUUGACGAUCGGCCAGGACUUGCAAUUACUCAGCCUAUCCCAGAUGAGAAAAAAAAAUGAUUUUACAGCUAA